GUCGGUGAAUAGUAAGGUACCGCUCACCACGUUAGAGCUGCUCUGCGUCCGCUACGUUCGUAAGCACCGUUAGAGCGUGCGUCCGGCAGGUGUCCGGCAGGCUACCUCCGCAGUCCGCACCGAUUGAGUGGUGCGGCAAUAGCAGACAGGGCGACGGCGAGAGACGGCACGAUGGGCUGCACGCAGAGCAAGCACGACGCAUCGGAGGACGCAAGCAAUGGCACCAUGCUGCAAGCAGUCCUCGGCCACCUUGGACAGCUGGACGGCGACGCGAAGCUCGAUCACACAACUAUGUCCAUCGUCUAUGACAUCUUCAAAGACAUGGACAAGGAUUCGGACGGGACAGUGGACAAAUCUGAGUUCGAAAAGUUCCUCUCGACACACCCGGCCGCCAAAACGCUGUGGGAGGGGGAGGGGAAGGCGUCGAUGAGCCGUUCGCUCAAGGACGCCAUUGCAGACGAGAGGCUGAGCUUUUACGAGCUGGUGGCCGCAUUCGCGCCCGAGGCUCCACAUCACGCGGGAGACGCGAGCGGCAUCGGCGGGCUUGAGUCGCUGAUAAGCGAUGCAGCUUGGGGCUACCGUGGCUACAACGGCCCGGAGAAUUGGGCGCUGCUAUCGCCAAAGAACAAACUGGCAGCCACGGGCAAGGAGCAGUGCCCCGUCGACAUCUUGCCAUCGACGUGUGUUCCCUGUCCGGCGGUGGAUGGAGACGCGAGCCUCGCCUAUGGCGUCGGCCCAGGCACGAUCCUCAACAAUGGGCACACGAUCCAGGUCAACUGGAAGGGCGGGAGCAUGAGUGUCGGAGGCACCACCUUCGAGGCGGCGCAGUUCCACUUCCACACCGCCUCGGAGACCACGAUCCGGGGCAUGCAGUACCCGCUCGAGAUGCACGUCGUCCACGUGACACCCGGCGCGAAUGAGCGAGUGAGCGAGCCGAUGCGCAUCGCCGUCCUCGCGGUCCUCUUCGAGACGCGCACCGACGUCGAGGAGGUGUUCCUCUCCCAGUUCUUCGAUCAGCUCCCCUCGCAUGUCGCGCACGACCAGGAUGAUGCAGAGACCCUCACGCGGCCGGUUGACCUGAGCUCCAUCUCGCUCGAUGGCGGUUACUACCGCUUGCGAGGCUCGCUCACCACGCCACCGUGUACGGAGGGGCUCGAGUGGUCUGUGCUCGCCUCGCCCCUGCCGAUUCUUCCCGCCCAACUCGAGACCUUCCGCAAAGCGCUCGGGAAAACGGUGCGCAACUUCCGUCCAACGCAGCCUCUCAACGGCCGCUCGAUCACGUGGGUGUGCGCAUGCCAAGCAUGAGGCACUCGAGAUGAGGCACCAGACCAUUGCUUGAGCCGUGACGACGCGAGCCAAGGUGCUAGGCAGACGAGCAACCCAGGUUCGCGGCCGCUCACAGGUAGCCCCAUGAAUGAUCCACAUCGCAAUGGCGGACCCUUACAGAUCACAGAUCACAGAUCACAUCGCAAUCGAAUAAUCGUGGACGCACGACGACGUUUCACUUUCAGCACACCUGUGUUGCCAGUCGCGCCUGUCCCGUGCCCAGUGUCGUGCGAGGGAGCUUUGUUGUAAAAUUCACUUUCAGCAUGG
Messenger RNA from Emiliania huxleyi CCMP1516, 1593 nucleotides. It is a transcript of the gene CA1, whose product is annotated as carbonic anhydrase. The transcript has 4 exons. The coding region runs from base 172 to 1305 and encodes 377 amino acids. Lineage: Eukaryota; Haptophyta; Isochrysidales; Noelaerhabdaceae. Gene Ontology annotation, molecular function: calcium ion binding; carbonate dehydratase activity; zinc ion binding. The record is from RefSeq and is a predicted model, not a curated record.